Messenger RNA from Acanthochromis polyacanthus (spiny chromis), 710 nucleotides. Its product is annotated as ER membrane protein complex subunit 6. Lineage: Eukaryota; Metazoa; Chordata; Actinopteri; Pomacentridae. Bases 58 to 390 code for a protein of 110 amino acids. The record is from RefSeq and is a predicted model, not a curated record. Gene Ontology annotation, biological process: autophagosome assembly; protein folding in endoplasmic reticulum. The transcript has a single exon. Gene Ontology annotation, cellular component: EMC complex; membrane; endoplasmic reticulum.
UGCCUGAAUCUCUUCUGUUGCAGCAGCACCUUCUUGUGGCAGCUGACCAGAGCCAACAUGGCAGGAGUUGCAGCCAAGCGAGAGGGACCACAGUUCAUCAGUGAAGUGGCUGUCAGGGGGAACUCAGCCGUGCUGGAGUACUGCCGCACCUCUGUAUCCGCUCUGUCUGGAGCAACAGCUGGCAUCCUCGGCCUGACGGGACUAUAUGGCUUCAUUUUUUACUUCCUCUCUGCAUUUCUUCUCUCACUGCUGCUCAUCCUCAAGGCCGGCCGGCGGUGGAACAAAUGCUUUAAGUCACGGCGGCAGCUCUUCACCGGAGGCCUUGUUGGAGGUCUUUUCACUUACGUCCUGUUCUGGACUUUCUUGUACGGGAUGGUGCAUGUGUAUUAAAAUGAUGUACACUAAAUAACCCUGAAAUAUUUCUGUCUAAUGCUACGUAAGCCAUUAAGAUCGUCUGUCCUGCUGUUUGUAGAUAGGCUAUUAGUUACAGACUUUUGAUUUUUCCAUUGUGAACUGUUGAUAUAUUGAAUGAUGUGUUAAUAAUUACUAUAUUGAUAAUUAACUAUUGACCCUUUCUUUCUGCUCCACAUUUCGCUUUAACUCCUUUAACCUGUAACUCCAACUCUGUGGUAUCAUGAAUACUGGGACAAGAGCCACAGUUAUUACAAUGUAGAUUAACAGAUAACAUGAUAAUAAAUGAUUCUCUACAA